Messenger RNA from Papilio xuthus (Asian swallowtail), 448 nucleotides. RefSeq names its product keratin-associated protein 9-1-like. Bases 112 to 423 code for a protein of 103 amino acids. The transcript has 10 exons. The record is from RefSeq and is a predicted model, not a curated record. NCBI's taxonomy places the organism in Eukaryota, Metazoa, Arthropoda, Insecta, Lepidoptera, Papilionidae.
UGUAGUGACAUAACAUCUUAUCAAUACAAUUAACUGUCAGUUAAUAUCUACAGAGAUAUAAGAAUGUAAUUUAACGCAGUGAAUGCAUGUAAUUAUCAAUCAGCGGACAGAAUGCGUUUGUCAGCUCUCGGCUUCGUCGUUUCCUAUGUCGUUUGCUACCAGGCUGCACUAACAAUUGGCUGCAAAGCAUGGUGCACCGGCGGCAACUGUACUGCAGGGAGAUAUUCUGAAACAAGAUGUGAAGCUACGUGCGCAUCGUAUGGUUGUUCGGCAAAAUGUGAAGCACCUUCCUGUUUCACUAUGUGCAAUGGAGCUUCCUGUCUUUCUCAAUGCACCGGCAAGAAGUGCGUGGCGACUUGCGGUGGCGUAGGAUGUACACCUAAGUGCGAAGGCGACGGCUGUGAGAUGAAAACUGUAAUUUGAUGUAAUAUAUAAAGUACUUAAACGA